UCAGGGUCCACGAUGGUUGACUACGAUGCAAGAGCCGGUUCAAAUAAUUUGUUUUAGAAUUGAGUUCGUUUUGGGUUUGAUCGAUCCUGUUUGUUCUUUUAUACUUCUGAUUUGUUAGUUGUAACAUCCGCUGCUUGGAUCUCAGGGGAUCCAAAAUGCCAAAACAAGUCAAGGAUAUCAAGGAGUUUCUCCUUCUUGCACGCCGCUCCGAUGCCAAAGUGGUCAAGAUAAAAAAAAACAAGAGCAACGUCAAAUUCAAGAUACGAUGCAGUCGAUUUUUGUAUACUUUGGUGCUGGAGGAUAAAGAAAAAGCCGAAAAACUGAGAGGAUCCCUUCCCCCAGGUGUUCAAGUUAAAGACGUUGGAGUUAAGGAACCGACAAAAUCGAAGAAAUAAAUUUUUGGAGAUUUUUUUUCCUUGUGAUGCGUAAAAUAACGAUUGAUGUCGGGAAGGUGCCCAAAAGUGAACUCACGGUUUUGCGAUUGAAGAACGGACGAAAACAAAAUAAAGAUCUUUUAACCUACCAGAAA
Paramacrobiotus metropolitanus is the source of this 529-nucleotide messenger RNA. Its product is annotated as 60S ribosomal protein L38-like. Gene Ontology annotation, molecular function: structural constituent of ribosome. Gene Ontology annotation, cellular component: ribosome; cytosolic large ribosomal subunit. Gene Ontology annotation, biological process: protein-RNA complex assembly; translation. The record is from RefSeq and is a predicted model, not a curated record. Bases 156 to 395 code for a protein of 79 amino acids. The transcript is spliced from 4 exons. NCBI's taxonomy places the organism in Eukaryota, Metazoa, Tardigrada, Eutardigrada, Parachela, Macrobiotidae.